This is a messenger RNA of Octodon degus (degu), 2086 nucleotides long. RefSeq names its product tetratricopeptide repeat protein 6. NCBI's taxonomy places the organism in Eukaryota, Metazoa, Chordata, Mammalia, Rodentia, Octodontidae. Gene Ontology annotation, molecular function: protein binding. Bases 1 to 1803 code for a protein of 600 amino acids. The record is from RefSeq and is a predicted model, not a curated record. The transcript has 13 exons.
AUGAACAAAGGUCUCAUUGGGUUGAGCCCGAUACAGCAAGCACACAUUUAUUCAUUUUGUGAAAACCAUGACAAGGCCAUUCAGGUCUUAGAGGGAAUGUCCGGUCAUAGAUCAGAGAUGGCCAUGUUUAUGUUGUUAGCAAAAGUUCAAAUGAAGGCUAAGAAAAUCAAGGAAGCAGUAAGAAUGUUUAAGAAGGCCUUAGAACUCUUUUCCAGUUCUAAUAAAGGACCGAAUGUCGUAGCUGCUUCAGUAGACUGUCUGCAUAACUUAGGUCUUUGUUAUGUGGAGGAAGGCAACUUGAAAAUGGCUUUUGAUUAUUUUACAAGAGCUGUGAAAACAAAUCCAGAUUUUGCAGAAGGUUUCUACCAACGAGGGCUUUGUAAAGUGAAACUCCAGAAGGACAGCUCGAUUCUGGAUUUUAAUCGUGCAAUUGCUCUCAAUCCAAAACAUUUCCAGGCAUAUUUAAGCAGAGUAGCCUUCUAUGGUUUAAAAGGUAGAUACUCAAAAGCAAUUUUGAAUUGUAAUGAGGCCAUCAGAAUUUAUCCUCAGAGUGUGCGUGCCUAUCUCUACAGAGGAGUUCUGAAAUACUACAACAAGAAUUACAAGUUAGCUAUUAAAGAUUUAACCACAGUCGUCAACAUGGACAAAAACAGUUAUGUAGCAUUUUAUAACAGAGCAUUGUGUUACACCAAGAUAAAGGAACUUCAAAUGGCAUUAAUAGACUUUGGAAUUGUGCUGCUCCUUGAUGCCAGAGAGACUAUAACAUUAAAUACCUUCAUUAAUCGUGGACUCAUCUACACAGAAUUAGAGCAGUAUGGCCUUGCAUUAGAGGAUUUUAAACAAGCCGCCUCGAUAAGCCAGACUAACGUCAUUCUCUGCCAAGCUGCUGCCUUAUGCCACCACAGAAUUCACGAAUUCAGAGAAGCUAUUGAUUCCUUUAGCCAAGCUCUUAAAGUUAACCCACUGUUCCUGGAUGCUUAUAUCGGGCGGGGGAAUUCUUACAUGGAAUUUGAACAUGAGGAAGCCAUCAGGCAAGCGCAGAAGGACUUCCUGAAAGCACUGCAUCUUAACCCUGUAUGCACAAAAGCCAGAAUUAGUCUGUGCUAUAAUUUGCAGGCCCAAGGAAAAUUACAGAAAGCUUGGAACCACUUCACCAUCACCAUGGAAAUUGAUCCACAGAGCUACCUGGCCUACGAAGGAAGAGCCGUGGUCUGUCUUCAGAUGGGCAUUAAUUUUGCUGCCAUGCAAGAUAUUAAUGCAGCUCUAAAGAUCAAUACUACAGCAGAGUUCUUAACAAAUCGUGGUGUGAUUCAUGAGUUUAUGGGUCAGCGACAGAAUGCAAUGAAAGACUAUCAAGCUGCAAUUGCUGUAGACCCCAAGUACUCGCUGGCUUACUUUAAUGCCGGAAAUAUCUACUUUCACCACAGGCAGUUUUCUCAGGCCAAUGACUACUACUCAAAGUCUUUAGAAUUUGAUCCAGAAAAUGAAUAUGUUCUCAUGAAUCGAGCUAUUAUAAAUACAAUAUUAAAUAAAUAUGAAGAAGCAAAAGAAGAUUUUGCAUGUGUAAUUGACCGCUGUCCAUGUUGGGCUGCAGUAUAUUUAAACAGAGCAUAUUUGUACUGCUGCUUAAAGCAAUAUGAUCUUGCAGAGGAAGAUCUUAGUAGAGCACUGUCUUUGAAGCCUAAUGAUGUGGUAGUAUAUAAGCUCAGAGGAGAAGUUCGUGGUAAAAUGGGGAUGACUGAAGAAGCUAUCGCUGACUACAACCAAGUCCUUGAUCUUGAAGAGUGUGCCCUAGUUACCUGAGUCCGUGGACUGUACUCUGAUUUCUAUGGUAGCUUACAUUCACGUGACUCUUCUUCCUGAAACUGAAGUGUUCGGAAGUUUUAGAAUAUUUUCUGCAUACUUAGAAUAUCUCAACAAUUGAAUUUCUUCAUAAAAGGCUGAAUUUAAAUGAGAAUGUUUCUCCAGGAAUAUGAAUGUUUAAAAUAUUUUCUCUAAAGUAAAAGAAUUUCCUUUGAAGUAAAAUGAUUGUAGAAAAAUGUUAUCAACCUUUUCAUGAAUUCCUACUGAGAAUGUGUCCAACACU